Molecule: messenger RNA, 477 nt
Organism: Aspergillus fumigatus Af293
Lineage: Eukaryota; Fungi; Ascomycota; Eurotiomycetes; Eurotiales; Aspergillaceae
Product: ubiquinol-cytochrome c reductase complex 17 kd protein
Biological process (GO): mitochondrial electron transport, ubiquinol to cytochrome c
Source: RefSeq, a predicted model, not a curated record
AUGGGUCUCGCCGACUUUUUCUCCGAUAUGAUCUCCUCCCUGAGUUUCCCCGAGGCUCAGGCUGAGGCUCCUGCCGAAACCGUCGAGCAGACCAGCCAGGAGGCUGAAACCGAAAACAAGCCCGACGUGAGCGAGGAGAAGACCGAGGAGAGCACGGAGGAAUCUGGUGAAGAGACUCCCGCUGAAGAGUCUUCCGAGGAAAGCCAGGAGGAGCCCGAGGAAGAGGAGCCCGAGGAGGAAGAAGAGGAGGAAGAGGAGGUUGUCGACAUCAAGCCCAAGCUUGAGGAGGAAUGCGCCAACGGUCCUCAGUGCGCCCCUUACAAGCACCACUACGAUGAGUGUGUUGAGCGCGUAACCCGGCAGGAGGAGGACCCCGACCACAAGGGCCCCAAGGAGGACUGUGUUGAGGAGUUCUUCCACCUCGCCCACUGCGCGACCAACUGCGCUGCCCCCAAGCUCUGGAAGGCUCUCAAAUAA